AUGGCGCUUUCUAACGGAGAACUUACAAGAGACCGUCUUGAGGAGUGGUUACAAGAGCUCUGCGACCGGACUGAUGAUUCCCACUUGAUUUCCAGUUUCUUUACCCAUGAGGGGCCUGAAAAUAUGUCGGGGACUCCGAAAACGGUUGCUUUUGCAGGCACGGAGCCAUCUUCAUACAUCGAGUCUAAAACAAAAACCCUUGAAACGCUCUCCCCGUUGGACUCCCUCUCGAAUCACCCCACUCCACAAUGGUCCAUACCACGCUCCGGUCAAAGCUCCCGGGGUCGCUACGGUUCGGAAUUCACGAAAUCUGCCAUAGCGCGCAUGGCUGGAGACAAUCCCGGAGAUGAGUGUUGGAUGUGCAAUAUCGACCGUGCUAUUCAACAUUGCCAUGUCAUCGGAAUAGCAGAUAGACAGUCCAAGAGAUGGAUUGCCGCUAAUGCAUUUCCUCCGAACUUCCAGCACAGGGAUUCCUCCAAUGGAAUAAUCAUGUGCGCAAACUGCCACGGUUCCUUCGACGACGGUUUCGACCCCGGGCUUGCGUUUUUCCCAGCUGAUCUCAACUACUUCAUCGAAUACGAAAAGCGUGAUGCAGAGGAGCGCAAUGCAUCAGAGAGAGCUCGUCAAGUCCCCACGGCAGAAGAAUACCGCCAAUAUCAAGUGGAUCAACAGAAAGUCCCGCCUAGUGCGAAAGGUGGGCUUUAUCGUAAAGUUUACUUCAGUUUGAAGUCGAAUGGAGACCCAAAUCCCAAUGCCCUGAAGACUUGGCACGGGGAACCGAUGUACGCGAUACGCCGUGCGAUCCAUGUACUCGGCACUGUUCAGUCCAACAUGCUCCCCCGAGAGAUCCGCGAGCAGCUUGUUGAGCUUCAACAACUUUACUUUUUCAAUGACAAGAUGCAAGGUCCUGAUGCGAGAAUUGCAGCCCCCAAUCGAGAGAUGACGGAACUUGAACCACCCAGAAAUACCUUAGUCGAUGACUUUCCGGACUUCGGUAAUUCAGGGAUGAAACCUCCAUUCAAGAGACACAUGGCGAAUGAUUUCGGAGAGAAAAGUGUGGACGAUAAUCCGAGCCCAACAAAGCGAUCAAGGCACGGUUGA
Molecule: messenger RNA, 1101 nt
Organism: Penicillium manginii
Lineage: Eukaryota; Fungi; Ascomycota; Eurotiomycetes; Eurotiales; Aspergillaceae
Exons: 2
Coding region: 1-1101 (366 amino acids)
Source: RefSeq, a predicted model, not a curated record